Otolemur garnettii (small-eared galago) is the source of this 1284-nucleotide messenger RNA. It is a transcript of the gene SPSB1, whose product is annotated as splA/ryanodine receptor domain and SOCS box containing 1. Gene Ontology annotation, molecular function: protein binding. Gene Ontology annotation, biological process: proteasome-mediated ubiquitin-dependent protein catabolic process. NCBI's taxonomy places the organism in Eukaryota, Metazoa, Chordata, Mammalia, Primates, Galagidae. Gene Ontology annotation, cellular component: SCF ubiquitin ligase complex. The record is from RefSeq and is a predicted model, not a curated record. The transcript has 2 exons. The coding region runs from base 183 to 1004 and encodes 273 amino acids.
CACCGGCCUCCUGUUUCUCUUUCCAUCCGUUAGGCCGUACUGGACGCUCCGCAGUGUGCAGAGGUCUCCUAGCAACCUCCCUUAGGAGUUCUCUCUGGCCCCAACUAGGAAGCUGGAGACGAAGCCCGGAGAUUGAUGAGUUUGUCUUGGGAGCCGCUGAGAAGCUGAAACCAGGGGCGAACAUGGGUCAGAAGGUCACUGGAGGGAUCAAGACUGUGGACAUGCGAGACCCCACGUACCGGCCCCUGAAACAGGAGCUCCAGGGCCUGGAUUACUGCAAGCCCACCCGGCUGGACCUGCUGCUGGACAUGCCCCCCGUGUCCUACGACGUGCAGCUGCGGCAUUCGUGGAACAAUGAUGACCGCUCGCUCAACGUCUUUGUGAAGGAGGAUGACAAGCUCAUCUUCCACCGGCACCCAGUGGCCCAGAGCACAGACGCAAUCAGGGGCAAAGUCGGGUACACGCGCGGGCUGCAUGUGUGGCAGAUCACGUGGGCCAUGAGGCAGCGGGGCACACACGCUGUGGUGGGGGUGGCAACGGCCGAUGCCCCCCUGCACUCCGUUGGGUACACGACCCUCGUGGGGAAUAACCACGAGUCCUGGGGCUGGGACUUGGGGCGUAACCGCCUCUACCACGACGGCAAGAACCAGCCAAGUAAAACAUACCCGGCCUUUCUGGAGCCGGACGAGACAUUCAUCGUCCCCGACUCCUUCCUGGUGGCCUUGGACAUGGAUGAUGGGACCCUGAGCUUCAUUGUGGAUGGACAGUACAUGGGAGUAGCUUUUCGGGGACUCAAGGGCAAAAAACUGUAUCCUGUAGUGAGUGCUGUCUGGGGCCACUGUGAGAUCCGCAUGCGCUACUUGAACGGACUGGAUCCCGAGCCGCUGCCGCUCAUGGAUCUCUGCCGCCGCUCCGUGCGCCUGGCCCUGGGGAAGGAGCGACUGGGGGAGAUCCACACGCUGCCGCUGCCUGCUUCCCUCAAGGCCUACCUCCUCUACCAGUGACGCACUCCCGGGGACCACCAGCGCGACAGCCACCUGGUGCCAACUCACUGAGCCGCCGGCCACUGGGGCCACCACACCCUGCGCCUUGGACCAGCGUCCGCAGGCAGCUGUGGGCAGAAGUCCUUGCUCUUCCUCUCUGCCCCGCCUGGCUGCCUCUGCCACACCAGGACCUAUGGCGACACAGGCUCCUCUUCCCAUUCCUGACACUGGCAGAAGGCAGUGUCCCUGCAUGCCGUCAACAACACUCCUUGACAAGAUACACCGAGAAUAAACGCCUACG